This is a messenger RNA of Hyposmocoma kahamanoa, 984 nucleotides long. RefSeq lists its product as uncharacterized. The record is from RefSeq and is a predicted model, not a curated record. The transcript has a single exon. The coding region runs from base 1 to 984 and encodes 327 amino acids. NCBI's taxonomy places the organism in Eukaryota, Metazoa, Arthropoda, Insecta, Lepidoptera, Cosmopterigidae.
AUGUUACGCUCACCUAUAAGUCGAUUCGGCUCCAGCCCGGAUUUAUCAACAACUUCCGGAAACAUCUCCGUGCGUAAGCGUAGACAUGAUGACGAUUUUCAUCAGUCAUUUAACGAGUUUACAAAGAAUAUAAUGUCUACAUUGAAAGAAUGGAAAAUCGACUUAGAACAUAACUUCUCUGAGAUAAAUAAUAAUGUUAACAAUGUUAUAAAACAAGAUCUUACUAAACUUACUGAAUCUACGAUUGAAAUGAAAUCAGAAAUUAAAACUAUUCUUCACGAUUUCAAUAAAUUUAAGGAGACGGUGGAUAGCAUGGGAGAUAAGCAAAAGGCUUUGGAAGUAGAAGUUACUGCGCUACAGACGUCCAUGCAAUUUAUAGCGGAUAAACAAGAUGAUGCUAUGAAAAAAAUCGAUUGUGUUACUAGAUAUACAAAGAAAAUUGAAUCCCUGGAAACACAGUUGAAUGAAGUAAAGCGUGAUAAUGAGGCGCUAAGAGCUGACGUUAAUUCCGCGGAACAGCGGGAAAGACUGAUGAACUUGGAGAUUAUUGGGAUACCGGAAGCGAAAGAUGAGAAUUUAGAGAACAUUAUCGUUAAAUUGUCAAAUUAUGUAGGUGCAGAUUUAUCACGUGAUGAUAUAGUACAUGUGCAUAGAGUAACGCCCAGAAUAAAGACACAAGGACGUCCACGAGUAAUUGUUGUUAAAUUUAAAACUCGUCUCAUUCGUGAUAAUAUUUUAUCCCGAGCAAGGAAAAUCCCAUUAAAAACAGAUAAGCUACAAUUUGAAGGAGAGGUGCGAUCCGUUUAUGUAAAUGAGCAGUUGACAUUUGUAAAUAAGCAAUUACUAAAGAAGUGCAAAGAGGCUGCCAAACUGAAGAUGUACCAGUAUGUUUGGGUAAAAAACGGAAGGAUUUUUAUAAGAAAAAACGAUGUCUCUCCGGCGAUACCGAUUAUGAAGGCGGAAAAUUUAUCCAGGAUUGUUUGA